Messenger RNA from Schistosoma guineensis, 602 nucleotides. Lineage: Eukaryota; Metazoa; Platyhelminthes; Trematoda; Strigeidida; Schistosomatidae. The record is from the annotation of a GenBank genome assembly.
AUGACUACGUUUUCCGGUCAAUUACAGCUUCUACUUGAGCAACAACAGCAGUGUUUCAAAAAUAGCCAGUUGAAUUUUUUAGGAAAUUUACGCACACUGUUGGUAAAUUUUCCAUGUUUCGGAAAUGCAACAGAAGUUGAUAAGUUCAUUUCUAAUCUGCAGACUGAUCUGGAAAACAACUGCAGAACAUAUGAAGCUGCCUAUAAAAGCCUCUGUGAAUCCCGGACGACCAAUGAUGUAAACGAGAAAGUCAUUCAUGAUCCGCCCAGUUGUCCAGAAAUGUCAAAUUCCGAAACAUUCCCUGUCGUGGGUUCAAAUCCCACUGUUCCUGAAACGGGUACAGACAGUGAUGUAUCCAACUCACAGGAAGAUCUCUCAUUAAAUGUUCAUAAAUUAAUUGCAGUACCCGCCCACAACGGAACAGGGAACAAAUCGUGCAGUACACUGAAUCCAGCUGUUUCAAAUGGUCCUCAUCAUUCAACAACAGGAGAUUCGUCAGAAUCUUAUUAUCUAGAUCCUGUUGUACCAGAAAAUGUGUUAAAUGCACCAAACGAUGAUCAGAAGUUUAAUAUAAUUUUGAUAGAUGUUAAUUAUCCCAGUGA